GCUGGCAGAACACGGAAGUUAGAAAGUGGCUGUGCCUGACAACAUGGAGGAGCCCAUACAUUUAACAGUUUUAAACAGAUCCAAAGUGGAAAUGUUGAGGUUGGUGGUGAGUCAGCGUCUAAUGGCGGCCGCGGAGGAGAUAUUUGGCGUGUUUGAGAGAACCAUAGUGGAGUACGAAGAGGAACUUUCUCUUUCAAAGCGGGAGAACGAGCGACAGCGCAGACUACUGGACAACAUUCUGAAUCCUGAAGUUCGCUUACACAGAGCAGUAUUAUCUGCAGAUGUUCAGCAGGACCCAGAGCCCCUGCACAUUAAAGAGGAGCAGGAGCAACCCUGGAGCAGCCAGGAGGGAGAGCAGCUUCAAGGAGCCAUCCCUGUGAAGAGUGACGACGAUGAAGAGAACGCUCCGACCUCGCAGCUUCAUCUGUCACAAACGGAACAGAACAGAGAGCCUCCAGCCAGCUGCUCAGAUCAACAGAUGGACACUAUGUGUGACGGAGAGGACCGUGGAGGAUCAGAACCAAUCAGGAGCUUAGAUCUAGAUAGUAAGACACAAGCUAAUAAUGAUGAGACUCCGGACUCUUCCCAACAAGCUGGCAACAUCGAUGAUUUGAAACAGAGCAGGGAACAUCAGUCAGAUUUAAACGCUGUGAUAUCGAAGCAGACCCAGACAGGUGUAUCUGUCAGUCAACCAGCCAAUGGCGACAGGACUUCAGACUCCUCUGAGCCUGAGACUGAAAACGAUGACGGGAAGGAGACAGGUAUAGCUCAGUCAGAAGGUGAUAAAGACUACAACACUGGCAAGAAAUCUCUUAACUGCUCUGAAUGUGGUAAAACAUUUGACCCUGACAACCAUGUGCAGAGCCACGCAAGUCCUUCGGGUGACAAACCACCCGUUUGUUCAUUUUGUGUCGGAAGGUCACAUGUAGUCACACUUAGGAGGAAAGGACAUAAAAUCUUCAGAUGUUCCAUCUGUAACAGACAAUUUGUCUACAAAUGCGAUGCUGUGAGACAUAUCAGGAUUCACACAGGCGAGAAACCCUUCAGCUGUUCAGUCUGCGGUAAAAGAUUCACACAGAGCACGGGUCUCAUCUCACACAUGAGGAUCCACACAGGAGAAAAGCCACACAGAUGCCCGCUCUGUCCGAAACGGUUCAUCAGGACCGGAGUCCUGGCCAGACACAUGAGAGUUCACACAGGAGAAAAACCUUACAGCUGCUCUGUGUGCAACACGACUUUUAGCCUAAGCCAGUCGUUGUUAAAACACAUGAGGAUCCACACGGGAGAGAAACCAUUCAGCUGCCCAGUCUGUGAUAAGAAAUUUACACAAAAAGGACAUUUGACACAACACAUGACAGUCCACACGGGUAAGAAGUCCUUCAGCUGCCCUGUUUGUGGUAGAAAUUUCACCAGACAGUCACGUGUGAAAAACCAUAAGUGUGUUCCUGAGAGCAGCAUCAGUAAAUAAAAGUGCAGAGCUGCAACCUCCCACUUUUCUUACCGCUGUGCAAGAGGGAUUGAGUGGUUGAGGUAGGAACAACAUGAAUCAGACUCACCUGCACUAAACGCAGAACACUGCUCUUUGUGAUAAACUGGUUUCAGUUGCUGUAACUUGAAAAUUUCAGUUUAACUUUUCCAAAGUGAGCCACCUGUAGCUUUAUGUAUCACAGCAUCUGCUGGCAGUGGCGUGUCGCAAAGAGAAAAUCACCCUUAUUUAUUUUUUAUGGGAUUCUCUUGUCAAGGCAUUGUAGUUGACGGUGUGUGAAGCGCAUCAAAAUACUUGUUAAAGGGUAUCUGGUACUUUUCAACCUGGACCUUCAUCAUGUUUCUGUGUCAAAGGCUACGUUCACACUGCAAGCCUUAGUGCUCAAUCCAGAUUUAUUGCUCAACUAAAAUUUUUUUUGUAUGGCUGUUCAAAUGGCCCAUAUUAGAUAACAGUUGACCUGAAGUGAAUUGCCCAUAAAGAUUGCUUCUUUGUGAUCGCUAGCUGCUGCGAUCUCACUCACUAACUUGGACACAAAAAAUAAUGUCUAGGUUGAAAAAAUACUGCUACCUCUACCUUAAUGGUGAGUUCAAUGUGUACUGCAGGCGUCGGUAAACAACGCGUCAGUGGAGUGGAGUCUUACUGCAGCCAUCCUCAAGAGCAACAGAGAGGGAAGCAAA
Dicentrarchus labrax (European seabass) is the source of this 2163-nucleotide messenger RNA. Its product is annotated as zinc finger protein 184-like. The transcript has 2 exons. NCBI's taxonomy places the organism in Eukaryota, Metazoa, Chordata, Actinopteri, Moronidae. Gene Ontology annotation, molecular function: RNA polymerase II cis-regulatory region sequence-specific DNA binding; DNA-binding transcription factor activity, RNA polymerase II-specific. The record is from RefSeq and is a predicted model, not a curated record. Bases 44 to 1468 code for a protein of 474 amino acids. Gene Ontology annotation, biological process: regulation of transcription by RNA polymerase II.